AUGGGGUGGACCCCAGUGAAGGACUUGCCGCACAACACCACCGACAGUAUGGCGCUGCUUAGCCGACCCAUACCGGAGCACGAUCCCAAAAUCGUGGCCCAUCUGACCUGUCUGCGCGAUGCCAUCACUGGCAAAGACAUUGACCGUAAUACUGAGCUGAGUGGUCUCUUCCAUCCAGAAAGUAGCGAAGCACCCAACGUCGAUCAACGUCUUCUACGAGCACUUACCGCGGUAUCGCCCGAUGUGCCAUGCCAUAUGGUCCUCGAAGAUGGUCUAGCGCUCCCAGGUGAUCCAUGGACCAAGACUCAUUGCGAGUGCUCUCUUGCCUUCGUCAACUUGUACCGAGCACCAGUGAUUCGCCUGACAUGUCGCUUCAAGGAUACUGGCUCGCGACUCACUCUGGCUCUCGACUUCCACUUCAGCGCCAUUGACGUCGUCAAAGAGCCCAUUGCCAAUUUCCAAUGGACCAACUACAGAGACACCUGGCUGCAGUGCAAUAGACAGCACAUCUCAUUCACGGUAUCUGGUGCGACUUGUUCGGGCUUUGGUAAGAUCUCGAGAUACAGGUCAAGGCUCCAUUCUUCAUCUCUUGCUAUGGUGCGAGAGAUGCAGAAACUGCUGCGGCCCGACGAGCCUCACAAACUUUGCUUCUUGAGCGAUCCCGAUCCAGCAUCCUGGCAGACCACCUCUGCUGCGACGCUAAGCAAGAUACGCGCUCGUCUUCCCGGAGGUUCCGGACCACUUCUCCCCUCGUUGAGUCGUUACGAGUUUUACAACUUUGGGCACGGGAGGGACCACAUCGAUUUUGGCGAAGAAGAAGCAGAGUCAAAAAAGUCGCUCAGUCUGUGGGCGGCUGUAUCGCACAAGAGCAAGCUCUACAAGCUUCCCGGCAUCCCCCUCGCUAUUCUGGCAGUCACGUUCAACGAGGCGGUCAGAACGCUGCAGACAGGUCGUGAGACGACAAAGUAUCGCUUACCGAACCACCUCGAUGUCGAAAUGAGGUUCAGCAUCCCAGGCAGAUCUGAGGACAAGUUCAGCGGCUUCCUUCUGGAAGAUCCCUGGAGUCUGCCACACCACGAUGCCUUCUUCGUGAUCACCUCGCACCCCAAGGAGCAUUUCGGUCAGCAUGCCAACGAGCCCGAUCAGUGGGACGCCACCCGGUAUAACGUCCACUUCACUCCGCACUACAAGAGCUUCACCACAAAAUCGGCUCUGUAG
Molecule: messenger RNA, 1218 nt
Organism: Fulvia fulva
Lineage: Eukaryota; Fungi; Ascomycota; Dothideomycetes; Mycosphaerellales; Mycosphaerellaceae
Exons: 3
Coding region: 1-1218 (405 amino acids)
Source: RefSeq, a predicted model, not a curated record